This is a messenger RNA of Andrographis paniculata, 1647 nucleotides long. Its product is annotated as WD-40 repeat-containing protein MSI1-like. Lineage: Eukaryota; Viridiplantae; Streptophyta; Magnoliopsida; Lamiales; Acanthaceae. The transcript is spliced from 7 exons. Gene Ontology annotation, biological process: regulation of gene expression. The record is from RefSeq and is a predicted model, not a curated record. Gene Ontology annotation, cellular component: nucleus. Bases 106 to 1392 code for a protein of 428 amino acids. Gene Ontology annotation, molecular function: histone binding.
UGCAUUCCCUCCAAUCAGACGACGAAAUCUCGUUGUUGUUGCUGAUAAUUCAUUCUUCAUUCGUUCAUAUUUUCAUUCCCUCGCAGAGGAGAAGAGGGAAUUGGAAUGGGGAAGGAUGAGGACGAGAUGAGGGGGGAGAUUGAGGAGCGGUUGAUAAACGAGGAGUACAAGAUUUGGAAGAAGAACACGCCCUUUCUCUACGAUCUGGUUAUCACCCACGCCCUCGAGUGGCCCUCCCUCACCGUCGAGUGGUUGCCCGACCGGGAGGAGCCGCCUGGGAAGGAUUAUUCCGUGCAGAAGCUCAUUCUCGGCACCCACACCUCCGAGAAUGAGCCUAAUUAUCUCAUGCUCGCUCAGGUGCAGCUGCCCCUCGAGGAUGCCGAGUACGAUGCACGCCAUUACGAUGACGAGCGCUCUGAAUUAGGCGGAUUUGGUUGUGCCAAUGGAAAGGUGCAAAUUGUCCAGCAAAUUAACCAUGAUGGGGAGGUGAACAGGGCUCGUUACAUGCCACAAAAUAAGUUUCUUGUUGCCACUAAAACAGUCAGUGCAGAAGUUUAUCUCUUCGAUUACAGCAAGCAUCCAUCGAAGCCUCCUUUAGACGGUGCGUGCAACCCUGAUUUGAGGCUCAGGGGCCACAAUUCUGAAGGCUAUGGUUUAUCUUGGAGUCGAUUCAAGGAGGGUCACUUGUUGAGCGGUUCAGACGACGCCCAAAUAUGUUUGUGGGAUAUUAAUGCCACACCCAAGAAUAAGACUCUUGAUGCAAUGCAGAUAUUUAAGAUUCAUGACGGCGUAGUUGAAGAUGUCGCAUGGCAUCUAAGGCACGAGCACUUGUUCGGUUCGGUUGGAGACGAUCAGUAUCUACACAUAUGGGAUCUCCGCUCUCCAGCAGUCAAAAAACCCAUUCAAUCCGUGGCUGCGCAUGGCAGCGAGGUAAACUGUUUGGCUUUCAAUCCAUUCAACGAGUGGGUUGUGGCGACAGGGUCGACUGACAAGACUGUAAAAUUAUUCGAUUUGCGAAAGAUUUCUACUGCUCUCCACACCUUACAUUGCCACAAGGAAGAUGUUUUCCAGGUCGGGUGGAACCCGAAGAACGAAACUAUCUUAGCUUCGUGUUGUCUUGGCCGGAGACUGAUGGUUUGGGAUCUUAGCCGGAUCGACUCCCAACAGACGCCAGAGGAUGCUGAAGAUGGGCCGCCGGAGCUGCUCUUCAUCCACGGCGGGCACACGAGCAAAAUCUCGGACUUCUCGUGGAACCCCUGCGAAGAUUGGGUCGUUGGUAGCGUGGCCGAGGAUAACAUACUGCAGAUAUGGCAGAUGGCGGAGCACAUCUACCACGAAGACGACGAUCUUCCGGCAGCUGCGGCCGCGGAUAAUUCGACGAAAGGUCCGUAAGUUAAGUUAUGGGAACGCCAUGAUCGAUCUCUUGCUCUCUUAUCAGUUACAUACUUCGUUCAUAUUCUGUGUAAUAAAAUGCUAGUAGUAAGAAAAUGGAUCCGGAGCGCGUGUUUUCACCUCCCUGAAGGCGCGUGAAUGGCUUAUAUCCGUCGCGCGUGCCUUCACUCUCGUAGCGUGCCUUGUGUAAAUUCCUCAGACUAUUGUGGCCCCGUGAAAAUAAAUUAAAGAAUUUCAUUUUCUUUUUUAAGUGUA